Messenger RNA from Candoia aspera, 1613 nucleotides. It is a transcript of the gene CHRNA5, whose product is annotated as cholinergic receptor nicotinic alpha 5 subunit. Gene Ontology annotation, cellular component: postsynaptic membrane; synapse; neuron projection. Gene Ontology annotation, biological process: signal transduction; response to nicotine; synaptic transmission, cholinergic. The transcript has 5 exons. The record is from RefSeq and is a predicted model, not a curated record. Gene Ontology annotation, molecular function: acetylcholine-gated monoatomic cation-selective channel activity; acetylcholine receptor activity. NCBI's taxonomy places the organism in Eukaryota, Metazoa, Chordata, Lepidosauria, Squamata, Candoiidae. Bases 169 to 1302 code for a protein of 377 amino acids.
ACAUCUGAACCUUCUUUCAUUGCUAAAAGCGAAGACUGUUUAUUUAAACAUUUAUUUGAAGACUAUGAACGAUGGGUUCGUCCAAUUGAGCACUUGAAUGAUACCAUCAAAGUGAAAUUUGGUCUUGCAAUUUCCCAAUUGGUGGAUGUGGAUGAAAAAAAUCAACUGAUGACAACAAAUGUUUGGCUGAAGCAGGAAUGGGUUGAUGUAAAACUGAAGUGGGAUCCUGAGGACUAUGCUGGAAUAACUUCUAUCCAUGUCCCUUCAGCUUCAAUAUGGAUUCCAGACAUUGUUUUAUACGAUAAUGCAGAUGGUCAUUUUGAAGGAACUUCUACAAAAGCUAUAGUGAAACACGAUGGCACUAUUGCUUGGACCCCGCCGGCAAAUUAUAAAAGUUCUUGCACCAUUGAUGUCACUUAUUUCCCAUUUGACCUCCAAAAUUGCUCCAUGAAGUUUGGUUCUUGGACCUACGAUGGUUCUCAGGUGGAUAUAAUCCUUGUGGAUGAAGAAGUAGACAAAAGAGAUUUCUUUGAUAAUGGAGAAUGGGAAAUAGUAACUGCCACAGGGAUCAGAGGGAACAGAAUGGACGGAUGCUGCUGGUACCCCUUUAUUACCUACUCAUUUAUAAUUAGGCGCUUGCCUCUCUUUUACACGCUGUUCCUCAUUAUUCCAUGUAUAGGGCUGUCUUUCUUGACCAUCCUUGUCUUCUAUCUUCCUGCGUACGAAGGUGAGAAAAUCUCUCUCUGCACCUCAGUUCUGGUAUCGCUCACCGUCUUCCUCCUGGUCAUAGAAGAAAUCAUUCCAUCUUCUUCGAAAGUCAUACCGCUGAUUGGCGAGUACUUGGUGUUCACCAUGAUUUUUGUGACGUUAUCUAUUGUAAUAACGGUCUUUGCUAUUAACGUUCAUCACCGAUCCUCGUCUACGCACAAUGCGAUGGCACCGUGGGUCCGCAGAAUAUUUCUUCACAAACUUCCCAAGCUGCUUUGCAUGAGAAGUCACGUAGACAGGUACUCAGCACCAAAGGAGGAGGAGGCUGGCAGCACCAGGGGACCUGAGGAAUCUAGGAAGACAUUAGAAGCAGCCUUAAAUUCUGUCCGGUACAUUAUAAGACACCUUGUCAAAGAGAACGAAGUACAUGAGGUUGUGGAGGACUGGAAAUUUAUAGCUCAGGUGCUUGAUCGUGUGUUCCUAUGGAUGUUCCUUCUGGUUGCAGUUACUGGAUCGCUGACCCUGUUUCUUCCUGUAAUUCAUAAAUGGGCAAGCAAAACAAUACCAGUCCAUGUUUGGAUUGUUAAUAAAUAAGUGUGUGAGUAGGGGCAGAGUUCUAACAGUGUUUCUAGGGCUAUUAAUUCCUAGAUAUCUUCAAGCACAUUCUAAAAUCGAAUUACAAAAUGUCUGAGAAUGGAAUUGGGAGGGGGAAAUUCAUGGUUACAUUUAACCAGGAAAAUUGUAAGAUGCCUAUUUUUCCCUCUUAAUUGUAGCCUACCAGGAUGCCAUCGGUGUCAUAAGAUUAUUUACAGAAUAUUAUAGCAAAAAAUAUUAAUAUGACACUUUAACAUUUAAGGCAGCCUUUCUCAACCUUUUGACCCUGGAGGAACCCUUGAAAUAUUUUU